This is a messenger RNA of Ceutorhynchus assimilis (cabbage seed weevil), 273 nucleotides long. NCBI's taxonomy places the organism in Eukaryota, Metazoa, Arthropoda, Insecta, Coleoptera, Curculionidae. The record is from the annotation of a GenBank genome assembly.
AUGAAUAGAAGAGAUGCCAUAAUAAUUCAUAGACUAAGAAUAGGUCUCACCCGGGCUACACAUUGCUAUUUAAUGGAAAAUGGUGAUCCACAUUUAUGUGAAUUCUGCGCUGGAAUCCUGACAGUAGAUCAUAUCAUCUCUGAGUGCCUUCAAUAUACCGAAAAUAGGAACAACCUGAACAUUGGUGCAAACUACGGAGAAAACUUUUCACAUACUAAAAUUAUAAAAAUGCUACAGUACGUAAAAGACAUUAACAUGUAUAGCCAGAUAUAA